This is a messenger RNA of Coregonus clupeaformis (lake whitefish), 9844 nucleotides long. RefSeq names its product piezo-type mechanosensitive ion channel component 1 (gene piezo1). The record is from RefSeq and is a predicted model, not a curated record. NCBI's taxonomy places the organism in Eukaryota, Metazoa, Chordata, Actinopteri, Salmoniformes, Salmonidae.
GUAGAGUCAAUUUCAAGCAGGUUACAGCAGUGUCAAACUUCUUCAGAAGAUUACCGAGUACCGAGAAGUUUUCGGUGGUCUAAUAUAAAAAAUCAUAGGCUACUGGUUUUACUGCGCAGUUAAGGUAGGGUUAUAUAUUAGCAUGUUGAUGUAAGAGUGUCACUUAUAGCAAAGUUUCUCUUAUAAUUUCCUUCAUAGCCUAAAGUGUGUAAGUGUAAUGUGUCAACGCAAAACGACGAUGUGCUCUUUUAAGUAGGACAACCGCAGGUUUUAAUUGAUUUGAUAGCUGAUGCUGCUGACAGUGAGAGGUCCUCAAACAUGCGUUAACUAUGAUGUAGAAUAGCUGAAUACGCUGAAACAUUAAAUCGUUUCUUUCGAAAUUACCAUACAUUAAUUGGGUAGGCUUGUGGGAUAGUCUUCCUCGUGGACAUGUUGCUUUCUAAAAGACACCUUAAAAUAGUUAGCUAGGAUAUGAAGAGAGAAAAACAUUCAGAUGAAGUGCCAACCCAGUGAGAGUGAAUUGGAUUUACAGCGACUGAAAGAACAGUUCAACUGUUGCAGUAGGGCCUACUGGUGAAUCACUUUUUCCAUGAAGAUAUUGCUUUACAGGGAAUAUUCAGUCCAAGGGGCGGCAAGAGUGGAGAGUUGUUUCAAUACGGGAGAGCUGGUAGUUUUUGUUUACAAUUUCGUGCGAAUAAACGUUAUAUCCCCGAAAUGUGAGGAGGUGAAGAUGUGUUGUGGAUUUACAGAACAAGAACAUCAAUAGAUUUCAUUGGUCCACCACUCUGGAUACUUGAAAAAGUUUACUUUUGGAAGUCAUAUGUCUGCAUAGUGGAAUGACCGCACCGCGUUAUUUUCUCGGUUCAAAAGACUGUUUUGAAAACCAUGAACAAUUAUUGCGGACUGGGUUUAUUAAAAUUGAUUGGGUGGAAUUUAACGUUCCGUCGAGGAAUGUUAACGGGACUGUAGACUGGAGCUAAGCAGUGCAUUUGGGAAGCGCGCUCAUGGAACUUCAGGUGGUAUGUGGACUGCUCUACUGCUUUCUGUUGCCGACGUUCUUGUUAGCAGCCUGCCUGUUUCGCUACAAUGGUCUGUCUCUGGUCUACCUGCUCUACCUGCUGCUACUGCCAUGGUUCCUGUGGCCUAACAAACACACACUACGAGGACAUACUGGACGCUUCAUCAAGGCUCUGUUCUGCACCAGUCUUCUCUUCCUGCUAGCCCAUGUCUCCUUCCAGAUCUGUCUGUACACUAUCCCUGACCUGGACCAUGCACUGGGACACAACUGUAGCUUGUGGGAGACGCUAUCGAGGCAUGUUGGUGUAUCCAGGCUGCCCCUGGAUGACGUGUGGAGUGUGGUGCAUCUGCUGACCCCUGACCUGGGGGUGUUUGUGAUCUCCCUGGUUACCCUGGUGGUGUGUAACCGGCUGGUCAAGAAGAGAGAUGACGUCACUGUCCUGCCCGUAGCCUCAGACUCCACACAGGGGACAGAGGAUGGGUCGGAGACAAAGGAGGGUGAAGAGGAGGAGGAGGAAGAGGAGGGAGAUGAGGAAGGCAUGUCGUCUCCCAGUGAUCCUGGGAUGCCGGUUUCCGCGGCAACUCGUGCCAAGCAGCUGGCGGCCCGGCUCCGAGCCACAGCCCAGAAGGUCCUGAGGGACCUGGGCCGGAUCCUGGCCAUCACCCUGCUGGCCCUGGCUGGCAUCACGUUACCCUCGGCCUUCUCUGCAAUCUACUUCCUGCUGUUCAUCGGCGUGUGCACAUGGUGGGCCUGCCACUUUCCCAUCAGCCACCUAGGCUUCAACGUGCUGUGUGUGAUGGUGGGCUUUUUCACGGCGGGCCACCUGGUGUGUCUCUACUUGUACCAGUGCCCCAUUGCCCAGGGCAUCUUGCCCCCUGCCAGCCUGUGGGCCAGACUGUUUGGCCUCAAGGAUAUCGUCAAACCUGGCAACUGCUCCGCCUCCUAUGACCUCAUCUUCAACACGGAGCAUGAUUGGCCUGUGUAUGUCAACCCCGGGAUCCUGCUUCUCCUGUACAUCACCAUGGCAAUGGUCCUGAAGAUCAGCAGCCACCAUAGAUCAGCUGACAAGGGUGAGGAGGGGGCCCAGCUGGUCAAAGGAACAGAGGCUGGAGGAGGAGAGGAGGUGGAACUGAAGCCCUGGUCCGCUCAGAGACGACCCAGCCAGGACGACACUGAGCACAUGCUUCUGUCUAUUGGGGAGUCUAUGGAGAGCACAGGAGAUGGCGUCACCAAUGGCUCCAGUCAUCAGGACUUGGGCCCAGGGCUCAGUAGCGCCCCUGAUGGACAGCAUGGGGACCACCCUCUGCACCUGCUGGGUAGAGUGGUCAUGCAGCAGAGCUACGUGUGUGCUCUCAUCGCCAUGAUGGUGUGGAGCAUCACCUACCACAGCUGGCUGACGUUUGUGCUGCUGCUGUGGGCGUGUCUGAUCUGGAUGAUGCGUGCGAGGCGCCACUUCGCCACGCUGUGCUCUCCCUUCAUCCUGCUCUACGGCCUGGCCCUCUGCUUCCUGCAGUACGUCUGGGCCAUGGAGCUGCAGCCGGAGCUGCCCCGUACCGUGGGCACCAUGAGCCUCAGGCAGCUGGGUCUGGACCGAGCCCAGUACCCCUGCCUCCGCCUGGGGGCCAUGCUGCUGUACACACUGACGUUCUGGCUGCUCCUGCGCCAGUCAGUGAAGGACAACUUCAGCAGGAAGAAGAGCAGGUCUGCCCCUCUACAGGAGGUCACCACUGGAGAGGAGAGCGGGCGGAACGAGUCGGUUCUGAAGUUUGUGGGCAGACUGGUGAUGAGCUGCUAUGCCAAGUACUGGAUCUACGUGUGUGGAGGCAUGUUCAUCAUGGUCAGCUUCGCUGGCAAGCUGGUGGGCUACAAGAUCAUCUACAUGCUGCUCUUCCUGCUUUGCCUCUGUCUCUACCAGGUGUACUACUCUCUGUGGAGGAGGCUGCUCAAGGCCUUCUGGUGGCUGGUAGUGGCCUACACCAUGCUGGUGCUCAUCACCAUCUAUACCUUCCAGUUUGAGGACUUCCCUGCCUACUGGAAGAACUUCACCGGCUUCACUGAACAGCAGCUGGCUGACAUCGGCCUGGAGACCUUUAAGCUGACCGAGUUGUUCACCAGCAUCCUGAUCCCAGGCUUCUUCCUGCUGGCCUGCAUCCUGCAGCUUCACUACUUUCACAGACCCUUCAUGAGGAUCACAGACCUGGACCACGUCACGCCCAUACACAGGAAGAAGAAGAGCCACAGACCAGAGGUCCUCCACUGUGCUGAUGGGGCUGUGUUUGAGGAGGAAGAACUGGUGACAGAUCUGGGGGAUGACGAAUCAGAGGAUGAUGAGAUGAUGCCCAGUAAGUGGGGUUUGGUGGUGAACAGGCUGAUGGUUCUGUUCAGGAAGUUCUCUGACACACUGACCCAGAUCCAAGUGUUAAUCUGGAGGGUCCUGGAGCUGCACAUCCUCAAGAUGGUGGCCUUUUUUGUGGUCUGGGUGGCUCUGGGAGAGCCGUCUGUGAUGAACCUGGUUCUGGUGGUGCUCUGGGCGUUUGCCAUGCCUUACUCCCGCUUCCGCCACAUGGCCUCCUGUCUGUCCACCGUCUGGGUCUGCAUCAUCAUCGUCUGCAAGAUGCUCUACCAGCUCAGCAUCGUCGACCCUGUCGAGUACACCAACAACUGCACUGUGCCCUUGGCCAAUGAAACCAAUCUGAAAGAUUCUGAGGUCCUGAACUCCACUCUGUACAGAGAGCCUGUAGACCCGGCCAACUGGUUUGGCUUCAGGAAGGAUGCCACCGUACUGGGCUAUAGCAAGAACCACCUGCUGGUGCUGAUGCUGCUGGUGUUUGAGGCCACAGUGAACCGCCACCAGGCCCACCACUACAGGCAGCAGCAGAGGUCCCCUCCCCUCAUCCCAGCCAUCUUCCCCCAGGCCACCAGAGACACCCUGGACCAGGGCCUGCUGGCCUGCAUCAAGUACCUACUCAACUACAGCUUCUACAAGUUUGGCCUGGAGAUCUGCUUCCUGAUGACGGUGAAUGUGAUUGGCCAACGGAUGAACUUCCUAGUCAUAAUCCAUAGCUGUUGGCUGGUGGCCAUCAUGGUACGGCGUCGCCGGGCGGCUAUCGCUCAGAUCUGGCCCAAAUACUGCCUGUUCCUCAGCAUCUUCAUGAUCUACCAGUACAUACUGUGUGUGGGCAUUCCCCCUGCACUCUGUAUAGACUACCCCUGGCGAUGGAACACCCCCAUCAUAAUCAACUCGGCGCUCAUCAAAUGGAUCUACCUGCCAGACUUCUACACCAUCCCCAACUCCAAGAACCUCAUUGCGGACUUUGUCCUCCUGAUGUGUGCCUCCCAGCAGUGGAAGGUGUUUGAGGAUGAGAAGAGGGAGGAGUGGAUGGUUCUGGCUGGGGAGAACACAGACGACCCUAACCCCAUGGACGAGCGACCUUUCAAUCCUGCCCCCAACUUCAUCAACUGCAGGUGUUACCUGGACAUGGCCAAGGUGCUGGUGUUCCGUCACAUGUUCUGGUUUGUCUUGUCGGUGGUGUUUGUGACGGGGGCCACCAGGAUCAGUGUGUUCGGCCUGGGUUACCUGCUGGCCUGCUUCUUCUUCCUGCUCUUCGGCACCAAGCUGCUCAGGAAGCCCUCCCGCACGCGCCUGGUCAUGUGGGACUGCCUCAUCAUCUACAACGUGGCCGUAAUCAUCUCCAAGAACAUGCUGUCUAUCUUGGCCUGUGUGUUUGUGGUGGAGAUGCAGAAAAGUUUCUGCUGGGUGAUCCAACUCUUCAGUCUGGUCUGCACAGUCAAGGGCUACUACGACCCUAAGAGUGUCAGUGAUAAGGCGUGUACUCUGCCUGUAGAGGAGGCAGGGAUCAUCUGGGACAGUAUCUGCUUCUUCUUCCUCCUGCUGCAGAGGAGAGUGUUCCUCAGCUGCUACUUCCUGCAUGUGACAGCCGACCUGCAGGCCUCUGCCCGCCAAGCCUCCCGGGGCUUUGAGCUGUUCAGGGCCAGCAUUGUGAAGAACAUGCGCUUCCACCAGGAAGUAGAGAAGAAGUCCCUCUCGCAGCUCAAGAGAUCGAUGGAACGGAUCCGCUCCAAACAGGAGAAGUGUAAAGAGGGCCGUCGGAAGUCAGACACCAAGGCGGAUCCGGCAUCAGAGCCACAGAGGGAAAAGAGGAGCCACAAGCGUGGCAAGAAGUGGCAAGAGCCCUGGCUGGACCAUGCUAAAGUGUUGCAUUCUGGAGAUUACUACCUGUUUGAGUCGGACAGUGAGGAGGAAGAAGAACUAUUUUCAGAAGAAAAAAAGCCUCAGAAACAGACUGCCUUUCAGCUGGCGUACCGGGCGUGGGUGACCAGCGCCAAGGCAACGCUGAGAGAACGCCAGGAGAGACAGAAAGAACAGAGGAGGCUGGAAAGAGAGGAGAGACAGCAGAGGGAACAGGACAGCUCUCCAGCAUCAGGUCAUGAAGGUAGUGUUGAAUUUGAUGAAAGUAUCUCACACGAAGAGAUAGAUGACAAUGACGAACUUGAAGGAGAGGGCUCAGGGAAGGCAGACAUCGUGCAGAGGAUCCUGGACAUCUUCAUGUUGCUGUGGAUCGUGUUCCUGGCCAUGGUGGACGGCCUAACGGAGUGGCUCAACCUCAUCACCAAGCAGUACGUGGACACCUCCACUGUGCUGUGCAACGAACGCUACCUCCUCAUACACAACGUCAGCCAGGGGCCUCUGAGGGAGCCUAUGGAGGAUCAGCUGUCCCAGGGCAGCGAGAGCCCCACUAUGGAGACAUGUCUGGGAGACGCAGAGGGAGACACAGACCACGUGAAUAGAACCAGUGCCACCAGUGGGUUGGAGCUGGAGGAGCUGAGCGAGCGUGAGCGUCACAGCGGCACCACCCUGUGUUGUUCAGAGCCCACUCUGGAGCUGCUGGGGGAGGAGCCAGAACCACAGCACAAAAGCCACUACCGCCACUCCAGGACCGCCAGUGAGAUGCUCACUGACAGGCAGUUCUUUGUGGAGGAGUUGGUCCAGUGUAGAGAGUUCUACUCCUCUCAGAACCGCCUGCUGAAGCUGCAGUUUGCCCUGUACAACCUCCUGGCUGCCAACUCCGAGCUGGUGUGCUACUUCAUCAUCGUGCUCAACAACAUGGUGACGGCCUCCGUCAUCUCAGUGGUGCUGCCCAUCCUCAUCUUCCUCUGGGCAAUGCUGGCCGUGCCACGCCCCACCAAGAAGUUCUGGAUGACCGCUAUUGUCUACACUGAGGUCAUGGUGGUGGUUAAGUACCUGUUCCAGUUUGGUUUCUUCCCGUGGAACAGUGUAUAUGAGCUCACACUGAACGAGGACAAGCCUUUCUUCCCUCCUCGUAUCCUGGGCCUGGAGAAAACUGAUAACUACAUCCGCUAUGAUCUGCUGCAGCUGCUGGUUCUCUUCUUCCAUCGCUCACUGCUACAGCGGUAUGGCCUGUGGGACCAGGAGUGUGCUCUGGAGGAGAAGCCCUCUCGGCCAUCAGAGGAGGCCAACAAGAAGGAGGAAGGAGAAGGGGGGAGGAGGUGGAGGUCCAUCCCACACCAGCUUAGCCCCCACCCCAGAGCCAGCCUGCCUGUGGAGGGACCCAAGAAGAAGGGCAGCAUCAUGCGCUUCCGCAAGAAAAAACAACUAAGCAAAGAAGCCUUAGAUAUCAAGGCUGAGAAGAAGGCGCAGAAGAAGAAGCAGAAGGGUAAACGUAGAGAGGCAGCCAGUAAGAAGCUGAUAGCAGUGGGAGAGAAGAUCAAGCACCUCACCAUCACCGCUGUGCGAAAUGUCUACAAGCCUUGUCACGAAUUCUUCAGCGACAUCUUACAUGCACCGUACCGUGCUGCCACUGAUGUCUACGCCCUCAUGUUCCUCACUGACGUGGUGGAUUUCAUAAUCAUUGUCUUCGGUUUCUGGGCCUUUGGAAAACACUCAGCCGCAGCAGACAUUGCUUCCACGCUGUCAGAGGACCAGGUGCCCGAGGCCUUCCUAGUGAUGCUGCUCAUCCAGUUCAGCACCAUGAUCAUCGACCGAGCCCUCUACCUCCGCAAGACCGUCCUGGGGAAGCUCAUCUUCCAGAUCAUCCUGGUGUUCGGCAUCCACCUCUGGAUGUUCUUCAUCCUGCCUGCUGUCACUGAGAGGAUGUUCAGUCAAAACUCGGUGGCUCAGCUCUGGUACUUUUUCAAGUGUAUCUACUUUGCCCUGUCGGCCUAUCAGAUCCGCUGUGGCUACCCCACCCGAAUCCUGGGCAACUUCCUCACUAAGAAGUUCAACCACCUCAACCUCUUCCUCUUCCAGGGGUUCCGCUUGGUGCCUUUCCUGGUGGAGCUCCGGGCAGUGAUGGACUGGGUGUGGACUGACACCACUCUGUCCCUCUCCAACUGGAUGUGUGUGGAAGACAUCUACGCCAACAUCUUCAUCAUCAAGUGUAGCCGUGAGACAGAGAAGAAAUACCCUCAGCCCAAAGGCCAGAAGAAGAAGAAGAUAGUGAAGUAUGGGAUGGGAGGACUCAUCAUCUUCUUCCUCAUCUGCAUCAUCUGGUUCCCGCUGCUCUUCAUCUCAUUGGUCAGAUCGGUUGUGGGCGUGGUCAAUCACCCUGUGGAUGUCACAGUGACCGUCAAGCUGGGAGGAUAUGAGCCCUUGUUCACCAUGAGUGUCCAGCAGCAGUCCAUUCAGUCCUUCACUGAGGAGGACUACAACAAACUCACCACCAACUUCUAUGACAAUGCUAGGGCUAUGCAGUUCAUCACCCUCUACAGCUAUGAGGACAUAGUGACAGCUAAUAUCGAGGGUAGCUCCGGGUCAGUGUGGAGGAUCAGCCCACCUAGUCGACAGGAGGUGGUCAAGGAGCUGCUGGGCAGCCCUGUGGACAUGACCCUACGCCUGGCCUGGACCUUUCAGAGGGACCUUGGCAAGGGUGGCACUGUGGAGCACACGUCUGACAAGUACUCCAUCGAUCUGGAACCAGGCAACCCAGUCAGAGCAGACCUUGCUUCACUGCUAGUGGGGAACCGCACAGACCCAGUACGUGUGCCUCACAUGUUCCCCAACUAUAUCCGAGCACCGAACGGAGCCGAGGCCAAACCAGUCGACCAGCUGUAUAAAGGUGACGAGGAGGGCUACCAGGAUGUAACCCUGUCUCUGAUGAGGGACCGCUCUCUGAACAGCACCCGUGGGGCCCAGGAGUGGUGGGACAUCAGCAUCGCCGACUGUCCUCCGUCCACAGGGGAUUGCGGCGUCCUGCCCAUGGUCAUCUUCAACGACAAAGUCAGCCCCCCCAGCUUAGGUUUCCUGGCAGGAUAUGGGAUCAUGGGUCUGUACGUGUCGGUGGUGCUGGUGAUUGGGAAGUUUGUGAGGGGCUUCUUCAGUGAGAUCUCUCACUCCAUUAUGUUUGAGGAGCUGCCCUGUGUUAACCGUAUCCUCAAGCUGUGCACAGACAUCUUCCUGGUCAGGGAGACCGGAGAGCUAGAGCUGGAGGAGGAGCUCUACUCCAAACUCAUCUUCCUCUACCGCUCACCAGAGACCAUGAUUAAGUGGACAAGAGACAAGCUAUCAAGUGACAAUCGCUAGCCUCCCCCCUGGCUGUGCUGUCCCAUCACAUCCAGAGCACCCCUGGCUAGGGCUGUCUGACACACAGGGGUGCCUCUACCUGGUCUUCCUCUAACAGACCCAAUGCUAGCUCCAGUGGGUCUAUUUUCGCUGUGCACUAACCCCUCCUCUUAGCCAGGGGGAAAGGGAUGUUUUGUCUGUUUCUGUACACUGAGAGUACUAUUUGCCUCUGCUGCUGGACCGUACUGAGACAGAGAGCCAGAGGCUGUGUGGCAGCCAAGGGUCUGCUCCAGUGCCCCUCCCCUGGUUAUGGAAGGUUUGGCUAAGCCUCUCCAAUCAGAAGGGCAGGUUAGAUGCUUUGCACUUUGACCACAGACUAAAGCCAGUCUCCCUUGUCUUAUUGCUUGGGUUCCAACAGAAAGAUUGGCUUCUGAAUGAGAAGGUGUGAUGGCCGGGUCGACCUACAGACACUACCCCGUAAUGAAGAGCCAGGCCCCCUGACAGGUCACAGGCUGGAUCCUCACUACACUGACCAGCACAGUGUGGACUAAUGCAGCCCCAAAGGGGACAAUUUGAGAGAAAAAGGGCCUAAAGUAGGGUGUUUGUUUCCAAUCAAAACACUAUUAGAUCAUAUUCAGCCAAAUCUCUGAAUCUUACUCAAACUGUUGACAAAUUGAAAUGCUUCAAUUGGGAGGAAAGCUAACUUUGUACAUUGCAACAAGUUACAGGCUUAUUGAUGGCAAGACUUGAAUCUUGUAAAAAGUGUAAAAUACGUUGUGGUUAAAUGACAGAGUAUAGCAACACUGUUCAGAGUAAAGACUGAACCAUACUAAAUGUCUCCAUGCUGGAAUAUUGCAUAAGGCAACAUUAGCCCCAUCUCUGGAAAAUGUCAUGCUGGAGUAGUUUCAUAAAUUGUGACACUAUACAGAACACACAGCUACCAUUGUGCCUUAAAUCAUAUUUUGUUCUGAAUGGUUACAAUAUGGUUCAACCAUUGCUUGAGCAGUUGCCAAUAUGCACAAACCUAAAUGCACAAACUUAAAACCAAAACAUUUCCUAACUUUAAUAAACAUGUUAUACUUUAUUGCCAAAUGUUCGCUCUCAUUUUCAGAGAACCCGGGUGAUGCUGAUGGGAGUCCUAAUGUAGAACCCAUGUAGGUUGUUGCUGUGGGAUCUCUGUUGUGGAAGAAUAACCAUAUUUCUAUUUCCAAUACAAUGUGAUUCAGCUCCUAAACCAAUGAAAAUAUUGUUAAUGUGUACAAAUAAAUGAUCAUUCUCAUUCCUGA